AUGGGCGCCUGGGGACGGUCGCGGCUGUGGAUGAGGUGCCUCUCAAGGUGCCAAGCGGCAACCUUCGCGGCUCCUGCAAUAGCUCGACCGGUCGAAAGAUGGGAUCUGCGACCGUUUGCAGCGAUGUUGACAGUAGCACUCACUGCGGAGCAGGCCAGGAGGACCCAGCUCCAGAGCCAGGGAUGCGUGGGUUGUGCCUCCACGCAGCGCGUUAGCCUCGGCCAAGCCACUGAGUUCGAGGACGCCAGCAUGCGCGAGGUGAAAAUUGAGGGGGGAGCCGGAGUUCUGGUACAUCGACACCAGGGUGAGUUCUUUGUGACCUCGCCAGCAUGCGGCCAUUACGGCGCCCCGCUUCGAAAGGGCAUCAGCUCUGCCGGAGGCCGUGGUGGGCCACCGACCGUCACAUGCCCUCUUCACGACGCCACCUUCGACCUCAGAACCGGCCAGGUGGUUCGAGGGCCCAGUGUGGACGGCAUCGCAGUCUACAAGUCCGAGGUGAAGAAUGGCGUCCUAUUCGCCGACCUCCCGCCAGAGCUGGUGGCUGGAACCGGUAAGCAUCCGAAGGUUUUAAAGCAGAUGUCCAAGCGCAAGUCUUCGGACAAGCGCGUUUUCGCACUGCUGGGCGGCGGCCCUGCCUCUCUGGCUGCCGCAGAAACGCUGCGCCAGGAAGGCUUCACCGGUCGCAUCGUCAUGGUCACCCGCGAGCCGCAUCUACCAUAUGACCGAGUACAGCUUUCCAAAGCGCUGGACAAGCCAGUAGAAAAGCUGCUGCUUCGACCAGAAAGCUUCUACAAGGAUUACGACAUUGAGGUCGUUCGAAACGCUUCCGUUACCAAGCUGGACACCAAAUCGCAGAACGUGCACUAUGCCACCGGCGAUGCUCAAAAGGAAACGCUCCACUACGACAAAGUUCUGGUUGCUACGGGGGGCACCCCCCGGAAGCUUUUCGUACCCGGCUCCGACAUGAAGAACAUCUUCACGUUGAGGACUCCCGAAGAUGCGGCGAAGAUCGCGCAGUUGGCCAAAAAGGGCCAGAAGAUGAUUGUGGUAGGUGGGUCUUUCAUCGGCAUGGAGGUGGCCUCUUCGUUGGCCAAGAAAGGCUGCGAUGUGGCAGUGAUCGCCAUGGAGACGGUGCCCUUUGAGCGUGUGCUGGGCAAGAAAGUCGGUGCAUCUUUCGCGCGGAAGCUCCAGAAGGAAGGGGUGGAGUG
Messenger RNA from Symbiodinium necroappetens, 1208 nucleotides. NCBI's taxonomy places the organism in Eukaryota, Dinophyceae, Suessiales, Symbiodiniaceae. The record is from the annotation of a GenBank genome assembly.